UGUGAUUGCAAGCAUUGGGUGAGAAGCUAUUUAAUGACAAGCUUAAGCUUCCAUUGUUAAUACAUUCACGACAAAUAUCAUUUUUCUAUACCAUGGGAACCAGUGACGUCAUGCCAUCAACUUAUGGUCGGAGAAUCACUGUUUUAAGCAUCGAUGGUGGAGGAAUCAGGGGUAUUAUACCUGCAACUAUGUUGAGUUUCCUUGAACUCAAGUUACAAGAACUAGAUGGAGAAGAUGCUCGGAUUGCAGAUUAUUUUGAUGUGAUUGCAGGAACAAGCACAGGGGGUCUAAUUGCAGCCAUGUUAACGGCUCCAGAUGAAAAUGGGCGUCCUCUUUGUAAAGGGGAAGAUAUUGUUCCAUUUUAUCUGAGACAUGGCCCCAAGAUAUUUUCUCGGAAAAACUACAAGAAGAUGACAAUGAAAAUGGAUGCCCUAAUGAGGCCUAAAUACAGUGGAAAGCAUCUGAGGAAGACGAUUUGCAUGGUCCUUGGGGAUCGAAGACUUCAUGAGACUUUAACCUCCGUUGUUAUACCAACCUUCGACAUCAAGUUGCUUCAACCUACCGUUUUCACAACCUUUGAGGCAAAGAUGGAUCCUUCAAAAGAUGCUUUGCUAUCUGAUAUUUGUAUUGCUACAGCUUCAGCUCCAACUUAUUUUCCAGCUUAUGCAUUUCAUACAAAAUAUUCAGAAGGAACUGAUAGGGAAUUUCACCUGGUUGAUGGAGGGAUAGCUGCAAAUAACCCAGCACUGCUAGCAUUGAAGCCAACAGGGGUAGCCUUUCCAAGUGAGCAAGAACAUGAAGUUUCGCAGGGACAAGCCCUUAACUACGAGAAUCAUUUGAUAAUCUCACUAGGCACAGGAACCUCCAAGAUGGGAAAGAAAUACGAUGCGAAAACGGCAGAGAAGUGGGGAAUUCUUGGAUGGCUUUACAGUGAAGGAAGCUCUCCAUUAGUGGAUGCUUUCACUUAUGCUGGAGCAGACAUGGUUGACCUUCACAUGUCAUUGAUUUUCAAGGCAAUUAAAUCCGAGCAUAACUAUCUUCGGAUCCAGGAUGACAAAUUAAGCGAGGAUGAAUCUUCAACUGAUAAAGCUACUAAAAAGAACAUGAGGAACCUGGUAGAGAUUGCUGAAAAGCUGUUGCACAAACCUGUUUCGAGGAUGAAUCUGGACUCUGGGAUCUUUGAACCAGCUGACAAUGAAGGAACCUAUGCAGAAGCUCUAUCAAGAUUUGCGAAACUGCUAUCCGAGGAAAGGAGACUCCGAAAAGCAGAGAUUGGGAAGCAGCUUUGAACAAGAUGGCCAAUGUUUGCUCAAAGCUUCUGAAAUUAUUAAAGUUGUAUGUGUGUUUAACUUUUUGAGGUGUUGUGUAAUCUUAUAUAGUAAAUAUAUUAAUCAUUCGUCUGUAUUAUUAUAUGGUAAUAAUUUAUGAAUAAUCUCAUGAUCUGAGUUAUGUCC
Molecule: messenger RNA, 1454 nt
Organism: Gossypium raimondii (Peruvian cotton)
Lineage: Eukaryota; Viridiplantae; Streptophyta; Magnoliopsida; Malvales; Malvaceae
Product: patatin-like protein 5
Exons: 7
Coding region: 93-1289 (398 amino acids)
Biological process (GO): lipid metabolic process
Molecular function (GO): monoacylglycerol lipase activity; glycerophospholipase activity
Source: RefSeq, a predicted model, not a curated record